This is a messenger RNA of Coccidioides immitis RS, 696 nucleotides long. RefSeq lists its product as uncharacterized. The record is from RefSeq and is a predicted model, not a curated record. The transcript is spliced from 4 exons. The coding region runs from base 1 to 696 and encodes 231 amino acids. NCBI's taxonomy places the organism in Eukaryota, Fungi, Ascomycota, Eurotiomycetes, Onygenales, Onygenaceae.
AUGAAUCGAGACUUCGAAAAUGUCCAAGACAGAGCUGCACUACAUACUCCGUACUCCGUGCAUGUGCAGUAUAUUGACUGUACCUUCUCGGGCCAAAUCAUCCGAAACGUCAAGACUCGAAGAGAGAAGAAUAUAAGGUUAUACAUCCUGCUUAACCACAUACAUGUCCCACGCCCCCGGUUAUGGGGACGCGCGAGGCUGGCAGUACCCUCGCCGAACAUCAUAAUUUCUCAACGGAGUACGAAAGCCACCCUUGCAUCCCGUCCCCCAGUAAGACUGCACAUCUUCCGUACGGAGCAUGAAGGUCAGGAGGUGGGCGCGGUGCCCGCCGAAGCAGCUCUUCCAGGAUUGAAUGAAUGGGUUCUCCCUGCUCAAGCGCCUCAUGAUGCUCCCCUGCAGCAUGGUUGUGCUGAGUAUUGUUCCUUGGAGAUUUCCCAUCCUUCAAGACAUACUUCAUGGCAUAGCCGCCUCAUGAACAAGGGUAGGGCCGAUCGCCAUAACUGCGAUAGGCAAACGCAGGGGGUUAGGCGAGCGGGAAAACAAAAGGUUAAAGUUAGUAUUGAAGAUAUCCAGAAAGCCUCUGAUCUUCGUUGGCUGCGAGAAUGGGGCGUAGAUGUGUAUCCACAACUACCGCAGUGGCAUUCUGGACUUCGGCGGCCUCUGAACGCAGGACAAGCGGGAUAUCAAUACCAUUGA